UCCUAAAACCCUCAAAACCCUAAUUAACAUAUCCUCAGAAGAAAUAAAUGCCCUUUUGCAAGAUUUUAACGUUUGAUUUUGAGAGAUUUUUAAAAAAUGAAAAACCUGAAGCUAUAUUCAGAGUUAUCUCUAAAUGUUGAAUUACAAUCAAAUCAAGAAGCAAUUCUCUUCUCUGCUAUCGAUAUUGAACGCAACCGUUUGUUCUUUGCCUCUUCAACUAAUUUGAUCUACGCCACUCAGCUUUCUUCUUUUCAUAAUGGAAAUGCUUGGAGAAAGAGCUCACUCCAAGCAGGAGUUCAUCCUAUUGAUUUGGAGGAUGGGGACUUUAUUACUUCAUUUGAUUAUCUUAUGGAGAAGGAGGCGCUGAUUGUAGGCACUAGUAAUGGAGUUAUGUUGCUCUAUAAUGUGGAUGAUAAUGCUAUGGAGGUUGUUGGUCAAGUAGAAGGUGGUGUUAAGUGCAUUGCGCCUAGUCCGGAUGGCGAUUUGCUUGGAAUUGUAACUGGGUUAGGACAGAUACUGGUGAUGACUCAUGAUUGGGAUUUGUUGUAUGAAAAUGCAUUGGAGGAGGAUCAACUUGAUGGUGUAGACGUAAAGAGUUCCAUAUCCUGGAGAGGUGAUGGAAAAUACUUAGCAACACUGAGUGAGAUCUCCAACUUUUCUUCCUUGAAUAAGAGACUGAAGAUCUGGGAACGAGAUUCAGGUGCAUUGCAUGCUGCUUCAGAUCCAAAGGCAUUCAUGGGAGCAGUUUUGGAUUGGAUGCCAAGUGGAGCAAAAAUUGCAGCUGUAUGUGAUAGAAGAGCUGAACAUAGGUGUCCUGAUAUUGUUUUUUAUGAGAGAAAUGGAUUGUUUAGAAGCUCUUUUAACAUCAGUGAACUAGUGGAUGCAACAGUAGAAUUGCUCAAGUGGAAUUGUAGUUCAGAUCUUCUUGCAUCUGUUGUCAGAUGUGAUAAAUAUGACUCUGUUAAAGUUUGGUUUUUCAGCAACAACCAUUGGUACUUGAAACAUGAAACUAGAUACCCAAGGAAGGAUGGAGUGAGGUUUAUGUGGGAUCCAAUAAAGCCACUGGAGUUUAUAUGUUGGACUCUUGAGGGCCAGAUUACAAUCUACAACUUCAUGUGGAUCAGUGCUGUCAUGGAGAACUCAACUGCAUUGGUCAUAGAUAACUCCAAUAUACUUGUAACUCCACUUUCUUUGUCCCUCAUGCCACCUCCUCUGCAUUUAUUUAAUCUGAAAUUUCCAAGUGCUGUUCGGGAUGUGGCUUUUUAUCCCAAGAAGUCAAAGAACUUUGUGGCUGCAUUUUUGUCAGAUGGCUGUCUAUGUGUUGUAGAACUUCCUGAAUUUGAUACAUGGGAGGAACUUGACGGCAAAGAAAUUAUGGUUGAAGCUUGCAUUUCUGACACAGUGUUAGGAACCCUUGCACAUCUUACGUGGUUGGAUUCACAUGUACUUCUUGCUGUUUCUCACUAUGGUUUCUCUCAUAGUAAUUGCUUCUCCUAUACCUCAUUGGGUGAGGAAGAACAUCAUGGUUUUUAUUUGCAGGAGAUUGAAAUUGCAUGUUCUGAGGAUCAUGUCCCAGGUUUAGUAACGGGUUCAGGUUGGCAUUCAAAGGUUUCCCAUAUCAAUUAUUUGGAAGACCUUGUGAUUGGGAUUACUCCUAACCCUGUUGAAAGGUGCUCAGCUUUUGUCCAGUUUGAUGCUGGAAAAAUCUGUGAGUAUACAUCAACAUUAGGGUUUGGUACUCCUGGAGGAGCUACAGAACAUUAUAGUAUGAAUUUUUCAUCAUCAUGCCCUUGGAUGACUGCAGUUAAUAGUGGCUCAUUAAAUCCUUUGCUUUUUGGACUUGAUGACAUUGGUAGGCUCCAUUUUGGUGGAAAAAUACUAUGCAACAACUGUAGUAGCUUGUCAUUCUACUCAAAUCUGGCCGACCAAGUGAUCACACAUUUGAUUCUUGCAACCAAACAGGAUUUUCUCUUUAUUGUUGAUAUUAGUGAUAUAUUGCAUGAAGAACUAGAGUCAAAAUAUGAGAAGUUUGUUCAUGUUGAUAACAGAAGAAGAGAAGAACAAAACAUGAACUUCAUACAAAUAUGGGAGAGAGGUGCCAAAAUUAUUGGCAUCCUGCAUGGUGAUGCUGCCACUGUCAUUAUUCAAACAAUUCGUGGAAAUCUAGAAUGUAUUUAUCCUAGAAAAUUGGUGUUGUCAUCAAUUGUCAAUGCUUUGAUCCAAGGGCGGUUUAGGGACGCACUACUCAUGGUUAGGCGGCAUAGAAUAGAUUUUAAUUUCAUCCUUGAUCAUUGUGGUUGGCAAUCAUUUCUUCAGUCAGCCUCGGAAUUUGUCAAUCAGGUUAAUAAUUUAAGCUACAUAACUGAAUUUGUCUGUGCUGUAAAAAAUGAAAACAUCAUGGAGAAGCUGUACAGAAAUUACAUCUCUUUUCCUAGCAAAAAAGGGGUUGAAGUUAUUCAAGGCCAAGAUCUCAGGGGUUUUGAUGCUAAUAACAAGGUUUCUUCUGUCCUGCUGGCCAUAAGAAAGGCUCUUGUGGAAAUUGUCCCUGAAACUCCAGCUAGGGAGCUCUGUAUUUUAACCACUCUAGCUCGUAGUGAUCCUCCUGCUCUUGAGGAAGCUUUAGAGAGAAUAAAAGUUAUCCGUGAACUGGAAUUAUUAGGCUCUAAUGAUCCUAGGAGAACUUCUUUCCCUUCUGCAGAAGAAGCCUUGAAGCAUCUGUUGUGGUUAUCUGAUUCUGAGGCUGUAUUUGAAGCUGCCUUAGGCCUUUAUGAUUUGCACCUUGCAGCUAUUGUGGCACUAAACUCUCAACGAGAUCCAAAGGAAUUUCUUCCUUAUCUACAAGAACUAGAGCGGAUGCCAAGUCUCAUAAUGCACUACAAUAUUGACCUUAGGCUGCAGAGGUUUGAGAAAGCUCUCAAACACAUUAUUUCAGCUGGUGAUGCUUAUUAUUCAGAUUGUAUGAAUCUCUUAAAGAAAAAUCCUCAACUCUUUCCUUUGGGACUCCAACUAAUCACUGAUCAUGCCAAGAGAAUGGAGGCCCUUGAGGCUUGGGGUGAUCAUCUUAGUGAUAAAAAAUGCUUUGAGGAUGCUGCUACUACUUAUCUCUGUUGUUCUUGUUUGGGAAAGGCCUUGAAGGCUUAUCGUGCUUGUGGUAAUUGGAGUGGGGUGCUUACAGUUGCAGGGCUUCUUAAACUGGAUAAAGCUGCUGUAUUGCAACUUGCUACUGAACUCCGUGAAGAACUCCAAGCACUAGGAAAACCUGGGGAAGCUGCAAAAAUUGCUCUCGAGUAUUGCGGAGAUGUUAGUGGUGGGAUAAGUUUGUUAAUCAAUGCCAGGGACUGGGAGGAAGCUUUACGUGUUGCCUUUAUGCACAUGGGAGAAGAUUUAAUCUCAGAUGUGAAGAUUGCUUCUGUCGAAGGUGCAAACACUCUUAUUAGUGAAUAUGAGGAAGGCCGAGAGAAAGUAGGAAAGUACCUGACUCGCUACUUAGCUGUCCGGCAGAGAAGGUUACUGCUUGCAGCAAAGCUUCAGUCAGAGGAUCGAUCGGUGAAUGAUCUAGAUUAUGAUACUGUUUCUGAAGCUAGCAGUAACUUUAGUGGAAUGAGUGCCUACACCACAGGGACAAGGAAGGGCUCCGCUGCUUCUGUGAGCUCUAGUAUUACUAGCAAGGCAAGAGACAAGAAGCGUCAAAGAAAUAGAGGGAAAAUUCGCCCUGGCAGUCCUGGCGAGGAGUUAGCUCUGGUGGAGCAUAUAAAAGGCAUGUCUUUAACAGAUGGUGCAAAGCGUGAGCUUAGAUCUUUACUGAUUGCCCUUGUGAUGCUUAACGAAGAGGAGCUAGCAAGAAAGCUGCAUCGUGUCGGAGAGAGUUUUCAACUGUCUCAAACGGCUGCAGUAAAGCUAGCUGAAGACUCAAUGUCUACUGAUAGCAUAAAUGAACAAGCACUAAGUCUGGAGCAUUACAUACAGAAAGCAAGAUCUGAUCCACAAAAUUUAGAAGCUUUCUCUUGGCGACCCAAAGUGUUUUCUUCUACUUUAACCUUAAAGUGAAGCUCCAAUUGGUAAUUGCUGUUUCUGUUUGCUUGUUGUGGAAGGAGGCUUUUGUUUUUGGAGAAAGUCCAGUGAUAGUAGCAAAAGUGUAUUCUUCCAUUAGAGGUUGUUUAGUUGUUUCUCAUGAAUUGGCUUUUGUAUCAGCUUCUCGACAUGUGAUGCAAAAUCAGUGAAUAUUAAUUUUUAAUGUAUUAUUCAUAUUUAUUCUCUUUCUACAUGUAAUUUGUUUUUUCUUUACAACAAAGAUUUUAAGAGUACCCUUUGUGGGCACUGCUGCCAUUUAAAUGGAAUUAUUAAGCUCUCUUUCGGCUCA
Messenger RNA from Ricinus communis (castor bean), 4360 nucleotides. RefSeq names its product elongator complex protein 1. The transcript has 6 exons. Bases 97 to 4047 code for a protein of 1316 amino acids. Gene Ontology annotation, cellular component: cytosol; elongator holoenzyme complex. Gene Ontology annotation, biological process: tRNA wobble base 5-methoxycarbonylmethyl-2-thiouridinylation. NCBI's taxonomy places the organism in Eukaryota, Viridiplantae, Streptophyta, Magnoliopsida, Malpighiales, Euphorbiaceae. The record is from RefSeq and is a predicted model, not a curated record. Gene Ontology annotation, molecular function: protein binding; tRNA binding.